Molecule: messenger RNA, 3585 nt
Organism: Oncorhynchus tshawytscha (Chinook salmon)
Lineage: Eukaryota; Metazoa; Chordata; Actinopteri; Salmoniformes; Salmonidae
Gene: surf4
Product: surfeit 4
Exons: 7
Coding region: 1702-2643 (313 amino acids)
Biological process (GO): Golgi organization
Cellular component (GO): endoplasmic reticulum; endoplasmic reticulum-Golgi intermediate compartment; membrane
Source: RefSeq, a predicted model, not a curated record
CAACUCUGCAGGAUACAUCUACACAUUUCCUGUAUCCUUGCAGAUCAUAAUUUCGAAUAAACAACAAAGCAAACCUUAUCAGAUUCGAAUGGGGGGGAGCCAACAAUAUCUCCUAAACUGAGAACAUUGAACAUAGCCAUGAUAACUUCAUCCCCAAGGUUCACGUGGUGUGACUCUCAAACACAAGAUUCCUAUCAAAGACACCAAUGAGCUGUGCCUGCACUGUCUGGGCAUCCAACAUGCCAAGGAGGCUGUGCUGGAGUAUGGGAAAUGCCCCCAGUGUGCCAAGAUGGACUGGAGCACCUGCAUCAACCGCCUCACCAAAGUUCAGGAGAUAAUGCACCAUGAGAGGAGGCACGAGGCAGCACAGUCUGAAGUUAAGCUCAAGUCUGAGACCACCUCGGCUCCCAUCAAGGAACCAAAACUGGGGGAAGACCCAGUCCCCAUUCUACCCCCACCUCGGCUCUCUACUACCACACCUGUAUAUUCGUCCACCAUGCCAGUGUUGUUCACCAUCCUCUCCCUGCAGACAGGGCCCAAUUCCAGCAUCCCAAAAGACACUUUCCUCUCACAACUUGCUAUUCAGCAGUCAGCUGACUCCACCCCAUCCAUGAGCCAGUCAGGUUCCCACAUGCUGACUUCCAGGGUUCGGCAAACGACACCAUUUCUCAAAAUGCCGCUCGCGCUGCACCAAUCACUCUAAACGGAGCCACGGUAGCCUCCAGCGGAGACGCUCUCCAUCCUCCUCGUCUUCUUCCUCCUACUGACUUUUGCCCCUCUGGAAAGUGGAGGAGGUCUCAGAGAGAGUCGCGGCAGGCUGUCCGGUUAGAGAGGAGACACAGGGAGCUGGUGGAGAUGGUUCAACAGAGACUAGAGGCCCAGCAACAGGCCACCCAGCUACAGUGUGCAAUUCUGGAGAAGUGCAUUGAGGCUCUGGAGAGGAAAGGUACAGAAGCUGUUGUGUCAUACCCCACUUCAGCCCAAACUACACAUCUUCAUGCCUCCAUCCCUUGUCUCAGGAAAGCGAGCAGAGAGACUUAUCUCCCAUACCAUUGUGAAGCAAGAAGAGGAGCCCUCCAUCUCAUCUGCCUUGAGUCCUCUCAGUGAUGUGGAAGGGGAGGAUGCCUCUCCGUCAACUGAUGGUCCUAUCUCCAAACAGGACUUACUGGCAGCUAAGGAGCUUCAGAGCCUCAUAGCAUGAGCCGCCAAGUACCUUGGCAUAGACUUCACCAACCAGCUCCAGUCCACCAGACUCUACCAUGGUUCCAGAGUUUGAUGACCUGGUCCAGAGCUCUUGGCCAAACCUUGCCAGCUUGAAGCCGUACACGGAGCUGUUCUCCAAGAUGUACAGGCUCCCCGACUGCCAGUCCCCAGCCUACAACCAGAUGCCUCAGGUCAACUGCAUUAUGUCGACCAUCUUCCAGGCAAUGAAGCCAACGGAGAACAAGGAGGCGCUGGACCCGGCUGUGCGAUUGCGUUUCACUGAGACUCUAGUUGAGAAGAUGUACCAGACUGCUAGCAUGCUUGCAAAGACGGCCAACUACCUGCACUACCUAUCCGACUACCAGAGGAGGCUGCUGCUGGAGAACACUGAGGAUCGUUCAGCACAGAGUUUUGUGGCUAUCCUCAGUGAGCUGAAGAUCAUUGGCCAGUUCACGCUUCAGCUGUCCUCCCACCUAGGCUGAACUGUCUGGAAGGGUCAUGGCUUCUUCUGUAGCCAUCCGAAGACAGGUCUGGAUUGCCAAGACCAACUUCACAGACUCUCUGAAAGCCACCUUCCAUUUGUGGUCAGUCACACCUAUGGGGUCAGCUCAGCUUCAGGCCCUAGAUCGACUGGAAUGGUGUGCAAACAGGAACCGUCGUAAUGGCUACUUGUUGCAGUUCUUGCGGAUGACGAAGCAGUACCUGCCUCAUCUGGCUCGGCUGUGUCUAAUCAGCACCUUCCUGGAGGACGGCAUCCGUAUGUGGUUCCAGUGGAACGAGCAAAAGGACUACAUCGAGGCGACGUGGGGCUGUGGCUACUUCCUGGCCACCUGCUUUGUGCUGCUCAACCUCACAGGACAGCUUGGUGGCUGUGUCCUUAUCCUCAGUAGAAAUUUUGUACAGUAUGCCUGCUUUGGAUUAUUUGGAGUCAUAGCUCUACAGACGGUUGCAUACAGUAUUUUAUGGGAUAUAAAAUUUCUGAUGAGGAACCUUGCUCUUGGCGGUGGACUCCUGCUGUUACUAGCGGAGUCGCGUUCAGAAGGGAAGAGCAUGUUCGCUGGUGUCCCCUCCAUGGGGGAGAGCUCACCGAAGCAGUACAUGCAGCUGGGAGGGAGAGUCCUGUUGGUGCUCAUGUUCAUGACCCUGCUGCACUUUGACCCCAGCUUCUUCUCAAUCCUCCAGAACAUGGUGGGCACGGCUCUCAUCAUCCUGGUGGCCAUUGGCUUCAAGACCAAGCUGGCCGCCCUGACCCUGGUAAUAUGGCUGCUGGCCAUCAACGUCUACUUCAACGCCUUUUGGACGGUGCCCGCCUACAAGCCUAUGCAUGACUUCCUCAAGUACGAUUUCUUCCAGACCACGUCCGUCAUCGGAGGUCUGCUGUUAGUCGUGGCACUGGGGCCCGGCGGGGUGUCCAUGGACGAGAAGAAGAAGGAGUGGUAGGGAGAGGGAGAUGCACAAACACCACUGACCCCAGGACACACAAGGACCCCCAGGGUACUCGUCAUUUUUCUGACCAUCCACAGCAACCUCUCCCUCCACCGUUCUGUCUCCUCCUUUUCUUUUUUCACAUUUUGUUUUCCAGCUGCUGUUUGUUUUUAUGAGGUCAAUAUGGUCGGUACUGGAUUAUUUUAUACACCUAUUUAUGUCCCAUUUAUUUUGGUGGCAAGGAAAAAGUCAGAUUUUGAAUAAACUGUCAAAGUGCAAAGUAACUAAUUCAUGAGUGAUGGAUGGAUGAAAAAAAAAAUUGGUUCUGUGUUGGAGAGGUAUGAAUAUCACAAUGUAUUUAUGGAUGUUAUCAUAACCUUUCAGAAAGAAACAGUUUUUUGUGAAUAGCUGAAAAACAGUGGUGAGUACGUGUAUCAGUUUGCUGGCCAAGGAAGGCGCCAAUCUUUUCCUGCUUGUUGGACCAUCUGUGACUUGCUCAUAUCAAUACUGAGACCUCUGGCACUGAAUACAAUACGAUUCUCCCUCACUCUGUAGGUUGCCAUCUUCCCUGCUUUUCAGAAGUCCCAGGCCUCAUCCUUACACACAUCCAGUCCCAUGGCUGUGACUCAUGGAUUGCAUAUGGAGAUGAGUUGUGGGGAUGUGUGCAUUGUAUACUACUAUUCAAAAUGAUGGAUUGAAGUUGUGCUUGAUUGAAUAUUGAAACAAUUGUUAGCACCAGAACUCUUUUUGGGCUCUUUGUUCUUUACAUCUAGGGCAAAUGCCUAACUAGUAACUGUAUUUUAACAGGGCAGUAGUGGGAGUUUGACAUUUGUGAAACGCCAUAUUCCUCAAUCUAAAGAAGCAAGCAGAACUGAAGAGUCAACAAUCACCCUGACUUUUUCCUUUGUUCAGUGUUUUUGCUUUAUACUGUAUAAGGAAAUAAACAUCUUGAGUUUA